This is a messenger RNA of Microplitis demolitor, 2383 nucleotides long. RefSeq names its product glycosaminoglycan xylosylkinase. Gene Ontology annotation, molecular function: phosphotransferase activity, alcohol group as acceptor. NCBI's taxonomy places the organism in Eukaryota, Metazoa, Arthropoda, Insecta, Hymenoptera, Braconidae. Gene Ontology annotation, biological process: protein phosphorylation. The transcript has 6 exons. Bases 120 to 1550 code for a protein of 476 amino acids. Gene Ontology annotation, cellular component: Golgi apparatus. The record is from RefSeq and is a predicted model, not a curated record.
UAGUAGUCCGGAUGACGUCAGUCGAGCACAAGAAAACGUGCGGUGGUAAAAAUUUAUCAUAUAAUGAAGAUCCAGAGCAGCUUGUAUUUAGUUUUUAAAUUUAAAAAAAUAUCUGAGAGAUGAUUGGUAGACGUUGUGCUCUAGUUGCUCUUGGCGGGCUUUUAAUUCUAGUUUUAACUGUUAAUAUUUAUUUUAUACUAAUGAUUGUUGACAAUUCAUCGGAUAAAUUGUACGGGAGAAAUUCACCAGUUGCCAAUGACAAAUUACAGGAUAAUAGUUAUAAUAAUAAUAAAGUAAACAGUGAUAAUAAUAAUGAUGUUAACAUUAAUAGCAAUAAUGAUAAAUCACAUGAAAAAAAGUCACUGACACAUGAAAUUGAAGAAAAAAUAAAAGCUGAGAUGAGAUUGCUGCCGUCAAAAUAUUUUAAACGUAAUUCUAGUUACGCUUUGUUACUUGAUAGAUUACUAGCGGAAUUGAAAAUUAUGCCAAAUACUCAGGAUGACAUUUGGAGUAUUCCCAAUAAUAAUUGGCCAGAUGCACAUCAUUUGUUACCACCAGCAGCACCAGAAUUGGGAACAAUUUUAAACGCGUUGCGUAAAACUAAAAUAAUAAAAGUAUCAAAUGCCCAAGUGGGAACACAAUUAAAGUUGAUGUUAACACUGGAGCCAAAUGUCAAAGCAUUAUUUAAACCCCAAUGGUACAGCAGAGAUACUAUUCUACACGGUCCAGUUUACUUUGGCAAAGACAGACACAAUGCCGAAGUUGUUGCCUUUCAUUUGUCGUCUUUGCUCGGCCUACGACGUGUUCCUCUGACCGUUAUCAGAAAACUGAAUCUCAAAGAAGUACAGAGCAAAGCGACAGCAGAGGUAUCAGCGACGAUGUUUGAAGAAGCCAACGAGACAUGUUUGUAUGGCGUUUGUCAUUAUUGUUCAGCAUCGGAUCCAGUUUGCGGUGUAAAUAAUAUCCUCGAGGGCUCUUUGAUGCUCUGGUUACCUUCCUCGCUGAAGCUUUUCAAACAUCGGCAUCCUUGGCAACGAACUUAUAAACGAAAUAAAUUUGCCCAGUGGGAAACUAAUCAAAAUUAUUGUGAUAAGGUAAAGGAAAGCAAAACUUAUGCUCCACAUGCCUCUAGUCGACUUCUCGAUCUAAUAGAUACCGCAAUAUUCGAUUUUCUUCUGGAUAAUGGGGACCGCCAUCACUACGAAUUAAUGCAGAAUAAUUUUCAUAAUCCCGCUGUGUUAUUAAUUGAUAAUGGAAAGAGUCUGGCGAAUCCUGACGUCGAUCAUAUUGAUAUAUUAGCGCCGCUGUACCAGUGCUGCAUGGUCCAUAAAACAACGUGGGAUAGGCUGCAAUUACUAGGCGGAGGAGCUUUAAGUGCUUCAUUGAGGCAACUUCUAGUUCAAGAAGCCGUAGAAUCCGACGUUCGUCCCCUAAUCACUGAAGAUUAUCUCAGUGCGAUGGAUAGGAGAUUACUUACCAUCUAUGCGGUCGUCGAGUACUGCUUGAAACUUAAAAAAUAUCCAUCUAAUGUUAUUUUAGAUCAUCGAUAACUUAAAUAGAUAAUUUAUUUUAAUUUAUAUUUAUUAUUACUUAGGAUAGAAUACUCAGAUAUGGUCAUAUAUGAACCAUUUGUUGAAAUUUAGCUUCAUAUCUGAUUAUAUAUGAUCAUAAACAUAUAGGUAUGAUCUUAUAGGAAGCCUGGAACCUGAUUAGAUAUGGUUAUUCUAUCUGAUCAGAUUUCUUCAUAUCUGAUCAUAUAUGCUCAGAUAAGGCCAUUUUUUAUAUCUAUUCUGAUAAAAUUCUUAGUAUCUGGUCAUGUAUUGUAUCUGAAAAACACCUGAUCUGAUAUAUGCCUUCCUAUCUGAUCAGGUUCAUGUAUAUGGUCAUCAUAUAGUUAUUUAUAUGUAAUCAGAUAGGGUUAUUGUUAAUAUCUAAUCAGACGUAAGUCGUAAAACCUGAUCAUAUAUGGUUAGAUAUGUUUAUUUUAAGUAUCUGAUCAGAUAUCUUCAUAUCUGAACAUAUAUGAUAAGAUAAGGUGAUUUUUUACAUUUAUUCUAAUGACAGUUUUGAUAUCUGAUCAUGUUCAUGUAUAUGAUCAUCAUAUAGUUAAUUAUAUAUAAUUAGACAGUUAUUUUUCAUAUUUGAACAGACUUCAGUCUUCAUAUCUGAUCAUAUAUAAUCAGAUACUGCCACAUUUCAUAUCUAAGCAGACAUAAAUUUUCGUACCUGAUCAUAUAUGAUCAGAUAAGGGUUUUUUUAAAAGAAAAUCGGAUCAAAAAUGUGUUUAUACCUGAUCAUAUAUGGUCAGAUAGAGUAAUUUUUCAUAUCUGAGUAUUUUAUUUCGAGUAAUCACUGCCGAUGUAUAAAAUUGUAGGAAUAAUUA